Messenger RNA from Cuscuta epithymum, 2458 nucleotides. The record is from the annotation of a GenBank genome assembly. Lineage: Eukaryota; Viridiplantae; Streptophyta; Magnoliopsida; Solanales; Convolvulaceae.
GUAUUAAAUGAACUCAGCGUGGUUUACAAGGUGAAGAAGGGCUGCUAUUUAUAGCAGCAAUAAAUGCGAUGAGAGUACACGUGUCAACAAUCCAACGGCCGAGGGGUCACAUCAAUCGGGUGGCACUGGCAGUGGCAUGUUCACCGCAUUGAAUGCGGUGGGUGGAUGUGACGUCGUAUUAAAUGUGGUGGUUGGCUGUCUCCAAAGGGAAUCUUCGAUGAUUGAGCCUAUUUGGCCGAGGGCUCCUCGAGUAGCCGAGGUCUCUGUUCUUCACCCGAGGGCUUCUCUAAUGCCGAAGGCUUCACAGUGCCGAAGGCUCCUGUUUUCUUCCGUUUUCUCCCAGUAGCUUGUAUGUCGGAAAAGUCUAUGCUGUGAGUUUUGGAGCCUUCGGCCAAGGAGGCCGAAGGCACCCCAGUGUGUACUUCGGGCUUCUUUGAGCCUUGGGCCGUUGUAUUUGGGCCUCUGAUGCUCCCUGGGCUUAAUGGUUUUUGUGGGAGAAGCAGGAGUCUAUGGGCCGGGGGUUCCUGGGCCAUAUAUUCCAUCAACUAUAAUGACUUCUGCACUUUCAACCAAACACUUCAACUUCUGCUUUAAGAAUCAGAUCCAAACAACCCUCGGUAAUAUAGGAACUAUACACACACUAACACACGGAUGUGGAACAUUUUACAUAGUCUUAAGAGACGAAAGAGUUGGCAUAUAGCAAGACUGAUAAUACGGAAACGUAUGUCAUCAGAGGCUUUAAGGCUUGUUUGGUUAUUUACGUAUUACGGAGUAUAAUAUUGCAUUGCAAACAAUCGCAUGUAAAAAUUAGAUAAACAAACCCUUUGAACAUAGAGUUUUACCUCUCCACCACAUAAGCUACUUUACAUGAUGCAAUGUUUAAAACAAAUUUUCUACAAUUUAUGUUAAGUAAUGAAAGUAAAAUUAUGACAAAGUUAGUGGAACAACCAAAAAGAAAAGUUGACAAAAUUUUAAUGAAUGAAAGGAGUAUAAUAAUAAUCUAAAUAAGUAAAGUUAGAGUUAUUUUUAUGACUGAAUAUUUUUAACUAUACACACAUACUCCUAUAUUUCAUUAAUUUAGUUUCUUUAAUUUAUUGAAAGAAUAUUUGUUAUUUAACUUUUUGACAAUUGAUCGAAUACAUUCAGUCACUUAAAUGUUUUCAAGGUAACUUAAAUUCGAAUGUAUUAAGCCCAUUUAAAUAACUUUAGUAUUACUAAGAAAAGAUGACACUCCAUCUCUAGAGAUCCCUGUAAUCGAUCGAACAAUUAUUUGAGAUGAUGCAGUUGAAUUUUGAUCACAUUCUGGAAGGAAGGAAUUACAUAGGUUUCAUUCUAAGCGUGGAGUUGAACUCGAGAUCUCUCCCCCUAUAUACAUAAUCUUACCAGAUGAGCUCCUCCCCGGCCCCGUUAAUAGCAUUAGUAUGACUAAACGAGCUAGGGUCCUAGUCCUAGCCAGUCAGAUUGCUAGCUAUUUGGCUUGCUCUAUUUAUUUACGGACUAUAAAUGAAAACAUCACUAGAGCUAGACGAGUUCCAAAUAGAAGAGGAGCGAUAGUGCGGGUGGAAGGAAGGAGUUACAUACGUUUCCGGCCUACACUACCUCGCUAGCUAGCUGCAAUUCCUUAGACCAGCCGUCGGACGACCACCGGAGUGGAGAACAAAGAUGUCGUCCAAGGGAUGAAAGGUGCGUUGUGGCCUUUGGACGAAAUAGAUCCAAAGAACGGAAAGUUCCCAUGUUGUUUGGUUUGGACUCCCCUUCCAGUAGUGUCAUGGUUGGCUCCUUUUAUUGGGCAUGUUGGGCUGUGCAGGGAGGAUGGGGCAGUGAUUGACUUUACGGGUUCUGGCUUUAUCAAUGUUAACGACUUCGCAUAUGGCGCUGUGGCCAAAUACCUUCAACUAGACAGAGAUCAGUGUUGUUUCCCGUCUAACCUUGCUGGGCAUUCGUGCAUUCAUCGGUACAAGCAUGCAGAGUUUGGAACAGCUAUUAGUUGGGACGACACGAUCCACUCCGGCAUCCGCCAAUUCGAGCACAAAUCGUACAACCUCUUCACGUGCAACAGCCACUCCUUCAUUGCCAACUGCUUGAACAGGAUGUGCUACAAGGGAUCAAUGAAUUGGAACAUGAUCAAUGUCGCGGCUCUUGUUUUGCUGAAGGGGCGAUGGGUCAACCUCCUCUCAGUUGUGAGGGCAUUUUUCCCUUUCGUGUUUGUAGCUUGUUUGGGCAUUUUUAUGGUCGGGUGGCCUUUUUUUGUUGCGUUGUUUUCGUUUUCAUUUCUCAUUCUUGUAUGGUUUGUUUUGGGAACAUACUUCUUCAAAAACAUAUUGGAAGACUAAAAUAAAAGAGAAACUCAUUGUAUUUCUCCUGACUUGUACUGUGACUAAACAUUAUACCUCGCUCGACACAUCCGAACAUGUAAUCCUUUACUCAAAUAAAAACAAAAAAUCAUUUUCUUUCUCCC